Messenger RNA from Saccostrea echinata, 860 nucleotides. Its product is annotated as protein shisa-5-like. Lineage: Eukaryota; Metazoa; Mollusca; Bivalvia; Ostreida; Ostreidae. The transcript has 4 exons. The coding region runs from base 97 to 609 and encodes 170 amino acids. The record is from RefSeq and is a predicted model, not a curated record.
CAGUAUGUUCAAACUUCAUUAGGUAAAUACGGGGGUUUUAAAUGAAAUUUUAUAUUUGGUAUUUUGAAAUUCUGCAAGAAGAUCAAUAUCCUCAAAAUGUCGGCCGAAAAGUUGUUUGGAAUUAUCCUUGUGCUGCUGAACACACUCUUUGUCCAGUAUGCCUAUGCUGCCUACAGCAGGAGAUACUAUUAUUACCGUAGAUACUACUACUCCUACUAUUCCUCGGGUGCUGUCAUCGGAGGAGCUAUUGCCGGUGUCAUUAUCUUCAUUAUCAUUGUAACCGUCGUGACCAUCAUUUUCUGUAAACAUAUGAAUAGAGGUAGAACUCUUAUUCAUGGCACCACCGGAACCACCACGGUGACCACAGUAAGCAACUCCAACAACAUGUAUAUGCAACCCCAAGCACCAGCUGGCUAUCCUCCUCCUCCACCAAGUUACAGCAGCCCCGGAUACAGCAACCCAGCAUACAGCAACCCUGGAUACCCUCCACCAACUUACAGCAACCCAGCUUAUCCACCACCACCGCAACAAGCAUCGGGACCUAGUGGCAACGUGUAUGGAAGCAUGUUUAGUGAUCCGCAAUCUAACGGUCUCCCGCCAAAAGCUUAAAUUUUCUGGACUUUUUACAACUAGAAAAAGAUGAUUAAUUAUAUGAACAAUACCUUUCAACAAUCAAAAUCCAUGUAUAUAUCAUUCAGUCAUUCUUUCACCCAUCCAUUCAUUCAUCUACAUGUAUUUCAGGGACGUAGCAUCGUUUCUGAAAAGGGGGGGGGGCAGCCAUAGAAAAAAAAAAUUCAACUUGCCUGGAGAAAAAAACGUGAUAGCAAAAAAAAAAAAAAAAGGAAGAUAAGAAAGGAAUG